This is a messenger RNA of Alternaria viburni, 237 nucleotides long. RefSeq lists its product as uncharacterized. Bases 1 to 237 code for a protein of 78 amino acids. Lineage: Eukaryota; Fungi; Ascomycota; Dothideomycetes; Pleosporales; Pleosporaceae. The record is from RefSeq and is a predicted model, not a curated record. The transcript has 4 exons.
AUGGGUGUCCCAUUCGAGGCUCUGCUGCCCUAUGCCAUUAUGACGGGCUUCUUCGCAUUCAGCGCCGUGUCUGUCGGAAAGCUCAAGGAGAUCCAGAACGGAGGAAAGAAGACCAGGAGAGUGAUGGAGCGCGACCGCCGGCUGACAGGAUUCAUGCGCGGACAGACAGACAAGCCGAUUGCUCCGGAAGGCUUCGAGCUCAACAACCCAUGGAGGUGCGAGAAGCGAUUCCUCUAG